Molecule: messenger RNA, 729 nt
Organism: Gamsiella multidivaricata
Lineage: Eukaryota; Fungi; Mortierellomycota; Mortierellomycetes; Mortierellales; Mortierellaceae
Exons: 2
Coding region: 1-729 (242 amino acids)
Source: RefSeq, a predicted model, not a curated record
AUGACCGAGCUGGAAUUGUCGCGUUCACUCUUAGUCAUGAAGCGCAAGCCUGGUGAAUCCCAUCAGGCCUAUGGCAAGCGCAUCGAACGAGUGGUGAAGAACACUAGCACUGCGGACAAGACUCCAGCAACUGCUGCUAACCUCAGCACCACCGUCUCUUGGACAACACUGUCUUUUCUUCGUAUCUGGCGUAACCAACGACAGAUCAUGAAGCAUUUGAACAUUUCGCCACCGAAGGAGGACUUGGAUUCGGUCCGCGAAUUCAUUGCGGGCCUUAACUACUUUAAAGGUCCCGGGCCUGAGGACAAUAAUUCUCAGGCUACUUCGAAUACCUUACGGUUGCCCAGUACUCAACAGGGUGCCCUUAGCCGUUCAAACAGGCGCUCAUUUGCCCACACAGGCAACUCCUAUGGCUUCAAGAGAGUCAAGACGGAGGCUACUGAGUCUGUUGCUUCAGCGCUUUCUGCCACGCUCAAAUGUGCCUAUUGCAAGCAUCUGUCGAACCAUACGACGGAGCAAUGCAAGACUCCACUUUGUUCCAGUUGUAACCAACGGCAUUACCCCAAGCAUUGCCCUAUCAACUUGGAGAAGUCCAGACCCUCGCCCAUUAAGGCCAAGAAUUUUGCUAUGAGAAUGGAGACGACCCUACAGAGCGAUGACCCGUUCGAAGGCGAUCUUGAUAUGGAAGCCUUUCCCCCAUUUUUGGAAUUGUGCUAUCCAUGUGGAUAA